AUGCGGGUGUACGACGUAGAGAUUCAGCUGUACGGGGAGACGCACAUGAUUCCGAUCGACGAGGACCUAACCCUGCUGGAGGGGAUCGAGGAAUUCGGCCUGGAGGUGCUGUACUCGUGCCGCGCCGGCGUGUGCAUGACGUGCGCCGCGAAGAUCCUCGCGGGCGACGUCGACCUCGGCGCCGCGUCCAUCACAGACGAUCUGAAGGACCAGGGCUACGUGCUUACGUGCUCCGGCUUCCCUAGGUCCGAGGGCAUCAAGCUUGAGAUGAACCACUUUGAUGACGCGUAUGAGAAGCAGUACGGCCAGUUUGAGAACGACAAUUAG
Messenger RNA from Chondrus crispus (carragheen), 327 nucleotides. RefSeq names its product Ferredoxin. The coding region runs from base 1 to 327 and encodes 108 amino acids. Gene Ontology annotation, molecular function: iron-sulfur cluster binding. Lineage: Eukaryota; Rhodophyta; Florideophyceae; Gigartinales; Gigartinaceae. The record is from RefSeq and is a predicted model, not a curated record. The transcript has a single exon.